Molecule: messenger RNA, 1626 nt
Organism: Procambarus clarkii (red swamp crayfish)
Lineage: Eukaryota; Metazoa; Arthropoda; Malacostraca; Decapoda; Cambaridae
Source: RefSeq, a predicted model, not a curated record
AUGUCUGGCUAUCAGAGUAAGAUCUUGUCUAAGUGGCAGCAGCAGCAGGAGAGGGUCUUGUCUAAGUGGCAACAGCAGCAGGAGAGGGUCUUGUCUAAGUGGCAGCAGCAGCAGGAGAGGGUCUUGUCUAAGUGGCAGCAGCAGCAGCAGGAGAGGGUCUUGUCUAAGUGGCAGCAGCAGCAGCAGCAGCAGCAGCAGGAGAGGGUCUUGUCUAAGUGGCAGCAGCAGCAGCAGCAGGAGAGGGUCUUGUCUAAGUGGCAGCAGCAGCAGGAGAGGUGGCAGCAGCAGCAGCAGCAGCAGCAGCAGGAGAGGGUCUUGUCUAAGUGGCAGCAGCAGCAGCAGCAGGAGAGGGUCUUGUCUAAGUGGCAGCAGCAGCAGCAGCAGGAGAGGGUCUUGUCUAAGUGGCAGCAGCAGCAGGAGAGGGUCUUGUCUAAGUGGCAGCAGCAGCAGCAGGAGAGGAUCUUGUCUAAGUGGCAGCAGCAGCAGGAAAGGGUCUUGUCUAAGUGGCAGCAGCAGCAGGAAAGGGUCUUGUCUAAGUGGCAGCAGCAGCAGGAGAGGGUCUUGUCUAAGUGGCAGCAGCAGCAGCAGCAGGAGAGGAUCUUGUCUAAGUGGCAGCAGCAGCAGCAGCAGGAGAGGGUCUUGUCUAAGUGGCAGCAGCAGCAGCAGCAGGAGAGGGUCUUGUCUAAGUGGCAGCAGCAGCAGGAGAGGGUCUUGUCUAAGUGGCAGCAGCAGAGGCAGCAGCAGGAGAGGAUCUUGUCUAAGUGGCAGCAGCAGCAGCAGGAGAGGUGGCAGCAACAGCAGCAGCAGCAGCAGGAGAGGGUCUUGUCUAAGUGGCAGCAACAGCAGCAGCAGGAGAGGGUCUUGUCUAAGUGGCAUCAGCAGCAGCAGCAGCAGCAGCAGGAGAGGGUCUUGUCUAAGUGGCAGCAGCAGCAGCAGCAGGAGAGGUGGCAGCAGCAGCAGGAGAGGGUCUUGUCUAAGUGGCAGCAGCAGCAGCAGCAGGAGAGGGUCUUGUCUAAGUGGCAGCAGCAGCAGCAGCAGGAGAGGAUCUUGUCUAAGUGGCAGCAGCAGCAGGAGAGGAUCUUGUCUAAGUGGCAGCAGCAGCAGCAGCAGGAGAGGGUCUUGUCUAAGUGGCAGCAGCAGCAGCAGAGGGUCUUGUCUAAGUGGCAGCAGCAGCAGCAGCAGCAGGAGAGGGUCUUGUCUAAGUGGCAGCAGCAGCAGCAGGAGAGGGUCUUGUCUAAGUGGCAGCAGCAGCAGCAGCAGGAGAGGGUCUUGUCUAAGUGGCAGCAGCAGGAGGAGAGGACUUUGUCUAAGUGGCAGCAGCAGAAGAGGACUUUGUCUAAGUGGCAGCAGCAGGAGAGGAUCUUGUCUAAGUGGCAGCAGCAGGAGAGGAUCUUAUCUAAGUGGCAGCAGCAGGAGGAGAGGACUUUGUCUAAGUGGCAGCAGCAGAAGAGGACCUUGUCUAAGUGGCAGCAGCAGGAGAGGAUCUUGUCUAAGUGGCAGCAGCAGGAGAGGAUCUUGUCUAAGUGGCAGCAGCAGGAGGAGAGGACUUUGUCUAAGUGGCAGCAGCAGAAGAGGACCUUGUCUAAGUGGCAGCAGCAGCAGGAGAGGAUCUUGUCUAAGUGGUAG